ACGAGGAAUAAGCUGUAUUUCUCCCGUCUCCAGCUCCCAUAACGCGUUGCCUAACUUCUCUCAGAACAUUGAAUCCUAAUAUUCUCCGUGUGAAUCGGCGUUAUUUCUCCAAUGGCUUCACCUACUCUCAAGCGAUGGCUCAGGCCUGAGGUUUAUCCUUUGUUCGCGGCCGUCGGUGUGGCCGUUGGGAUUUGCGGAAUGCAAUUGGUCCGAAAUAUUUGUACCAAUCCUGAAGUCAGGGUGACCAAGGAAAACCGGGCUGCUGGUGUUUUGGAAAACUUUGCAGAAGGGGAAAAGUAUGCCGAACAUGCUCUUAGGAAGUUUGUCCGAAACAAGUCCCCUGAAAUCAUGCCUACCAUCAACAACUUCUUCACUGAUCCUAAAUACUGAAUUGGUGAAAGUUAUGAUUUUCUGAGAGAAUUGAUUCUUUAAAAUGCAAUUACAUACGACUUGAACCAAUCUUGUAUUGGAUAUACAAGAAAUUCGAAUAAUUGUGACCGUGAUUGGAAAUUCAUUAUGAUGUUUUCAACAUUCAACAUCAUAUUCGUGGAUUACGUAUUUUGAUAUCAUCUGCUGUUUCUUGUU
Molecule: messenger RNA, 585 nt
Organism: Olea europaea var. sylvestris
Lineage: Eukaryota; Viridiplantae; Streptophyta; Magnoliopsida; Lamiales; Oleaceae
Exons: 3
Coding region: 112-390 (92 amino acids)
Source: RefSeq, a predicted model, not a curated record